CUCUCUCUGGAAAGGGACCCAAACAGUCCAGUGUCCUCGUUAUGAAUUUCUUCAUGUGUUUUACAGUUAUCUGUAGUUUGCAGUUCUUGACCUUAUUUACUCGUUUUUAUUUUAGCAGUUUUAACCGUUAACAUGUUGUGGAAUAAUUUCGAAAAAAGAUACAAAUUUUAAAUGUGGAAAGCAUUUUUUAAAUGCGAAUUAUUAGUACUUAUAUAGCUUCUAGGUCACUUUACAUUUCUAAGGCUGUUACAUCAUUUUCAGAGCCGGUACAAUACAGAAUUUUAACUGUUAAAUAGCAUGUAAUGGUAGGAGCUCGGUACAAUUUAAGUAAUAGCGAACCGUUAAUAUUUGGGGGCGGACCGAAUCUAUGCGUCAUCUGAUCCAGGCAAACUUUGGAAGGAGGUGAGGUAACGUGAUUGGUUUGAGGCCGUGUCCAUCAUGCUGGCGGGGGCGGGGCCGAGAUGAGACGGCAAUAGGGAUUCCCCCCACCAACACUGCCCUUUCUUCUGUUGCUAGGACAAUUAUUUAAUGAGCAUUGUUGUAGUGGAGCGACGGGUCAGCAUGAUCAUGUACAUUUUUCACUUUUGAGAAGUAAAAUAAACCGUUUUGAAGGACGUCUGACGAGCGCUGUUUUCCAAAACAUGCGGAAGGGUCUUAUUAAAGGUUCGUUAUCACUUCGGGACUAAUAACUUUUCUUUAUCUUGUGGACUGUCGAUAUGCGUAGGGCAAGUGAAAGGUGUUUAGAGAAUUUUUGUGGUCAUUUUUGUUGAGGAGCUUCCGAAACACCGAUGGAUCGGACACCUUUUGCACAUAAGAAGCGCCCCCGUCUUAUUGAUGCACCCGUCCCAGUGGUGUAACGGGUGUUUCUGCAGUCUGGGCCUGAUUUCCGCCAAUAGAUCGUGCACCAUGCCUCCCAUCACUUUCCAGGACCUCCCGCUGAACAUCUACAUGGUCAUCUUUGGCACGGGAAUCUUCAUCUUCAUCCUGAGCCUGAUCUUCUGCUGCUAUUUCAUAAGCAAACUGAGACAUCAAGCUCAGAGUGAGAGAUUUGGAUACAAGGAGGUCGUAUUAAAAGGAGAUGCAAAGAAAUUAAGUCUACAUGGGCAGACGUGUGCAGUUUGCCUGGAGGAUUUCAAAGUCAGAGACGAGUUGGGGGUGUUACCAUGCCAACAUGCAUUCCACAGGAAGUGUCUUGUAAAGUGGCUGGAGGUACGUUGUGUCUGCCCCAUGUGCAACAAGCCGAUCGCUGCCCCCCCGGAGCAGCACCAGAGCAUCGGGACACUGCUGGAUGAGCUUGUGUGAUCUAACAGCCCCUUGGGGUGAACAAACUGUACAGAUACACCAAGACAGUCACACAUACACACUGUCCAAUGUGGUUUAACGGUGCCUACAUGUCAGACAAGUUUAAUACAAAGCAGGAAGAGGGAGGGGUGAUCGCACCAUUAAAAGGAAAGAAAACCUGUGAAGCAGAAGAUGUAGGUUGAGGGUUGAGGUGUGAUCUGCUCCGACAUGGACCCGAGCUGGCCGUCUCCUUUGUCUUCUGGAGCUGCCACUAAAAAGGGGCACACAGUCUUACAAGACAUUCCAACGUGAGAUUUUUGUAACAUUAGAGUGAACUUUAAGUGUACCGUGUGGCUUUGCCGUAAUGUCUGUGAGAACGCCGGCCACUCCGAUGAGGUCUUGCAGGACGGAAAGCAGUGCAAAGUUUAGACAUUUGUGUUAUUAUUUACCUGAAACCUUUAUCCGACUCGUGUACCAUGAGAUUUUCCAUUUGGAUACUCUGUCACACUGCACUGUCGGGCUCGAGGCAUCUGCACAGUGUGGGGAGGUUAUUUCAGGCAACAUGCUAGGGAAGAUUUUGAAACUGGCUGUGUUUCAGGGGCACUGUCAUUGUGGUCUGUGACACUGCCUUUCAGUAAAUGACAGCACUCCAGUCCUACACUGGUUUUACAUGACGUGCAUACAGUAAAGUUUUAGGCAGUGAAAAUCUUCAAAGUCGGCAUAUUAUUACAAAUUAAUGUUUGUUUUCCUGUUCGUUCCUAAUCAUAUGGACUGAAGGGUUACAAAGUGAACACGCUAAGAUUUUUUUAAGUGCGAUGAUGAUCUGUGAAAUGAGUACAAGCAGCUCACAUGAAAUGAAUAAUUUCUAAAUAAAACAACAGUGUCAGGAUGUGGGGACACGAGGCGGAGAGGCUGAGCCUCAGGGAUUCAUACUAAACAUGGUUCUAUGUGGUUUUAUGCAUUUAUUUGUAAUAAGUUAUACUACAAAACAUGACAAAAUGCAUUCAAUUUAUAUGUGACUGCCAGAAACAACUUAUUUGAUAAAUAAAAAUAGAGAUCUUUAGGGGAAAUUGAUAAUUUCCAAAAUAUAGUUCUAUAAUUAUCCAGGCCCUAAUAUGUAGUGACAUUCGUGUACAUUCAAAGAACUUAAUCAAAUGUUAGCCAAUCAUUCCUAUGGAUAGGGAGUGUGUUAUUUUCCCCCAUUUUCACUUUUAUUGCUCUUGUGGCUUACUUGGAAGAUUUGACUAUGCUCUGAGUACAAGUAAUUUAUCAUUUUCAGUGGAAACAUGUAUAUAUGUAAGACACCGGGAAUGUGAUCAGCCGUGGAAGUGACAUACUAUUAGAUGUAAAUAUGUAAAAAAAAAAAAAAAUAGCAGCAGCAAGGUGCCUCUUGAGUAUAAUGCAUGAUGUUUGUUUUCACCUUAAUUGGCCAUGUAGGCCAGAAAACAUGGCAGAGUGUUUUAAACCUUGUGUAGGUUUGUCACUCAGUAUGUAUCCUUUAUGAUAAAUACCAUUUUAUACAAGAGCGUUCUAAGUUAUUCAUUUUUUUCCUUGAAUAAAUACAUGAAAAAAAUCAUAAAGAUUGAAA
This is a messenger RNA of Paramormyrops kingsleyae, 2869 nucleotides long. RefSeq names its product RING finger protein 122. Gene Ontology annotation, cellular component: nucleus. The record is from RefSeq and is a predicted model, not a curated record. Gene Ontology annotation, biological process: ubiquitin-dependent protein catabolic process. NCBI's taxonomy places the organism in Eukaryota, Metazoa, Chordata, Actinopteri, Osteoglossiformes, Mormyridae. Gene Ontology annotation, molecular function: ubiquitin protein ligase activity.